Molecule: messenger RNA, 1002 nt
Organism: Aspergillus caelatus
Lineage: Eukaryota; Fungi; Ascomycota; Eurotiomycetes; Eurotiales; Aspergillaceae
Product: class I SAM-dependent methyltransferase
Exons: 3
Coding region: 157-888 (243 amino acids)
Source: RefSeq, a predicted model, not a curated record
GGUCAACAUAAAUAUGUCGUGUUUGCCUCUGUUCCUUUCUCCUCUGUUCUUCAAUCUCCAUCUCUCAACUCAUUGAAUUCUAUUGAUCAGUAUCAAAGACAGCUUCAGCAUACCACUUUAUCUAGAGAAGAAUCAUUGAUAUUCACCUCAAUAGCCAUGUCCGAGUUCACCGAAAAGAACAGACAGGUCUGGGACAACAUGUCCAAAACAUACAAAACCCGGUUCGAAAAGGGCACAAAAUUGCUAUACCGCGUGGCUCAGGAAAAGCGCCUUUGGGGUAGUGACGUUUGGGCUGACACCGAAGCCGGGCAAGGCAAGGAGAUCAAGGUGUUGGAAUAUGCAUGUGGCCCUGGCGUUAUAUCUACGGCAUUGGCGCCAUUCGCCACCAAAAUCGUUGGCAUAGACGUCGCGGACGGCAUGGUCGACGAGUACAACGCUAGCGCUCGUGAGGCCGGUUUUGAGGACAAAAUGAUUGGCCGUAAGGGUGACCUUCUGGCCGAACCCAUGCCAGAGGAGCUCUCAGGGCCAGAGUAUUCCGAUUUCGAUGUUGCGUUUGUCAGCAUGGCCCUCCACCAUUUCGAAAAGCCGGAUCUGGCCAUGAAGCGUCUCGGAGAACGACUGAAGAAGGGUGGUGUGUGUCUGAUAAUCGACGUACUUCCACAUGGCAAGCAUGACCAUAAUGCCCAUGAAAUGCACAACCCCCACCAUGAAACCGCGCACACAAUCAAGACUCAUGGCUUUACCUUGGAGGAUAUGCGCAAGCUUUAUGAAAAUGCAGGGCUUGGAAUGGGGUUCGACUAUCAAGUCAUUGAAGAACCGCUGGUUAUUGAAAGAGACGGAAAGACAUUCUCCAAGACUAUCUUCAUUGCCCGGGGCCAGCGCCAGUAAAUUCCGAUCUUUAGGGGGAUUAGUAUAAUACUUGACUAUGUAAGGUAAUGAGACAUGAAUAGCACUAUAUGUUAGGUUCUGAGCUCUACAUAUGAAAAUAGACUUGGACAUAAA